Molecule: messenger RNA, 2448 nt
Organism: Acytostelium subglobosum LB1
Lineage: Eukaryota; Evosea; Eumycetozoa; Acytosteliales; Acytosteliaceae
Exons: 5
Biological process (GO): protein localization to plasma membrane
Cellular component (GO): plasma membrane
Source: RefSeq, a predicted model, not a curated record
UGUUCCGGUCUUAUUGUAGUUGUUGUGACAUUAGUUUUGUUUGUUGUAUUUGUAGAGAUAACAAGAGAUAGAGAUAGAUAUAAUAUGGCAUUUGGAAAGAAGUCUGGCAAAUAUAAGAAGGUGGUCAAGGGCAUCUUCCCUGCUCAGCCAGGUGGUGAGAUGCAACUGCAGAACACUAGCAAGCUUGUAUACUUCUGUGAGAUGAACCCUGAGCUACUGCCCAAGGUCGGUCAAUACAUCAAGCUCAAAGCAGAGAAGAGUCUAAGCAAGAAGAGAAUAGAUAUUGUAAAGACAUGUGUUAUUAUCAUUAGAGAGUUGAUCAUUGGAUGUAGGAAGAAUAUGGUGUUCUUCUCAUCUGAUGCUACCAAGUUGAUGGAGUUGCUAUUGCAGCAAGAGACACAUCCCGACCUUCAGAUUGAAGCAACAGAGACUUUCAUUAGAUUCUCACAGGUACAGGACGAUGCAUCACAGUUCCCCGAGGUGGAGAAGUUCAUCAAGUACUUUAUAACGAUGUGUCGUAACAAUACUCAGGAUGAUAUGUUGCGCAGACGUAUUCGUGGCGAGGGUAUGAGAGGCAUGAGUGCCUACAUCUCCAUCUUGGACCUCGUCGACGAGCUCGAUACAUUCAUCACCAAGCACAGAGAGAUCCUCUCCACCAUCCUCGACAACAUGCAGUACAGGGAUCAGGUACCAACACCGUAUGUAACCAAUGUAAAGUCACUGGCUGUCGAGUGUCUGAGGAACUUGUCUCGUCGUGUGGACAACAUCACAGUGACAUCACUCGUACAGACUAUAUUAAACUACCUUGACACUCAACAACUAUGGAUCGAUGGAGCUGGCAAUAACUUCCCAAGGGAGUGCAUGUUGGCUGUGGCCAAGUCAGUCAAGUCACAACACUUUAUUAUUAUGUUGACGAGCUUCUUGCGUCAUCUAGAGAUAUCACAUCCACCUCCAAUCACAAAGGCCAUCGUUCACACUGCAGUCUCGAUCGUGGAGGACGCACCUCCAGGCGCCAUCAACAUGGUCGUGUCGCAUCUGCUCAAGGUACUGGUGCAGACCAACGAGCUGUCGAACCGCAAGCCUCCACCCGCCGACCUCGACGAGCUGCUCGGUCUUUCAUCGGCCAUCGUCGACGCUAUAGGCGUUGUGGCCAAGAACUACCGUCUGACGCACGACAAGAUCGAGACGAUGAACAACAUCAUGAACCACCUCCGCAGCAGCAUUCGCACCGGCGCUGCCGCCGAUCGCUACAGCCUCAUCCAGCUCAACCUGACACAGUGCAUUCUUCAAGUGUCGCAGACACUGACCGACGUUCGUCCACACACCGUGCUCAACGACCUUACACAGAAGCUGCUGGACCUCUCGGACGUCGCGUCGCCCGAGGUUCGCGUCUACAUCCAGCGCAUCCUUCACACGAUCCUCCUGCCCAACAAGUCAUACGACCAAAUGAUCACAUCCCAGGGUCUUGGCGGCGAGGAAGACGGCGUCGAGGAGUACAUGCAGGAGAACGCCUCAUUCAUUAGGGACUCGCUGCUCAAGGGCUUUGGCGAGACGAACAACCAGCCCAACAACUACAUCGCCAUGUUCAAGACCUUGGUGAUCCUGCUGUAUCGUGGCAAGAACAAGGAGAUCCAGAACGCGAUACCAAUGAUCUUCCGCAUCCAGAAGAAGCAGCGCAUUCUCCCAUUCAGACUGUCGCGCUCCGUCCAUCUGGUAAUCGCCAGCUACCUGCUGAUGGUGGCUCGCCUGUACAACAAGCCCGAGCUGGACGCCUACGUGCAGAGCGUGCAGAAGAUUCGUCGCGACAAGGACCAGAACUGCCGCUACCUCACCUUCACCAACUCGGCCCUGACCAACAAGAGUCAACAAAAGAUAAAUUAUCGCGAGCGCGAGAAGAACAAGCCUUCAGAGUGCGAGCUCAUCGACCAGGACCGCGUGGCCGAUUUCAUAUGCUCGAUCGCCACGCUCAAGGAGGUGAACAACCUGCGCACUCAGCUUACAAAGAAGUACAACACGAUUACUCGUCGCGACCUCGAGUUGCCCACGGACGAGGUGCACCACUCGCCUCCCGUCAACACCAUCCCGCUAUUUGAGUCGUCCAACGACAUGCCCCACGUGGACCUCGACGACCACUUCAAGAAGCUCACGUACGACUCGUUCAAGCAGUACACCAAAUUCAACACCGACGUCGAUGGCGGAUCACAGCACUCGGCCAGCAGUCAGCGACACUCGAUAUCAAACACUAUAUUGCUGGCCAAGGACCUGACGUUCAAACACGUCAUCACCAACUGCCAGGAGAGCAGCAUCAAGAUCCAGACAGAGAGCGAGCUGCUCAUGAGGUUGGUACUGCAGUCGGCGCAAUCAUUGAUGGAGCAGGACAAUGGCAAGGAUGAGCUGUCCUCCACAUGCACACUCAAGAUGAACAUACAGAAUGUCUUGGAGAAGGUU